Plasmodium yoelii is the source of this 1197-nucleotide messenger RNA. RefSeq names its product conserved Plasmodium protein, unknown function. The coding region runs from base 1 to 1197 and encodes 398 amino acids. The transcript has a single exon. The record is from RefSeq and is a predicted model, not a curated record. NCBI's taxonomy places the organism in Eukaryota, Apicomplexa, Aconoidasida, Haemosporida, Plasmodiidae.
AUGAAAGGGAAUGAAGAAAAUGAAUUAAAAACAAAAGAAAAAGAUAAUAACAUUUUAUGUUAUGUGAAAUGGAUAAAUAAUAUAUUUAAUGGUGAUAGUGUAUUGAAAGUUAAUUGGGAUAAUAUAGAAUUUGAAAAAUCAAAAAAAAGAAAAUGGAAAAUAAAGGAAAGAGAACAAAUUAGUAAUGAAAAAAAAAAAAAAAAAAAAAAAAAAAAUGAUAGUAUAAGUGAAGAGGACAAUAGUGGAAAUAUAAUAAGUCAAAGAAAAUCGUUAUAUAAUAUAAAACCAAUAAAUAAUUGGAAAAAUAAAAAUGAAUUUAAAGAUGAUUCAGAAAAUUAUAAUAAUCUUUCGUCAAGUAGCAUAUCCGAAAUCGGAAGUGAAGGAGAAGGUAACGAAACAGAGAAUAAACAAAUGUCUAUUAAAGAGGUUAAAAAAGAAGGAAAAAUAUGUAAAAAUAGUGAAAAUAGUGAAAAUAGUGAAAAUAAUGAAAAUAAUGGAAAUAAAUUAUAUUCAAAUAUUUAUGACAAUUAUAAUGGAGAAAUACAGGAUAUAAAAUUCCAAAAAAAAAAAUAUAUAGAUUAUACAGCAUUAAGUAGCUUUAUAAAUGAGGAGUCUUUUUCGGAUGAAAGUAACGACCCAAAAAAUGAAGGUCGAGACACCGAUUUAAUUAGUUACAACAUAUUUGAAGAAAUUGUAAAGAAAAGGGAAGAAUUGGAUAAAAUGUUUUUUGAUAAUUUAAAUAUGCAUGAUAAUAAUGAUAAAGAAAUAAAGGAAAAUGUGAAAAAUGAUAAUAACAUAGUUGAAAACAAAUUAAUUAGCAAUAUAAAAAGUGAGAAUAAUAAUGUAAAGAGUGAGAAUAAUAAUGUAAAGAGUGGGAAUAAUAAUGUAAAGAGUGAGAAUAAUAACAACACAAAUUUAAAAUUAGAAAAUGAUUUUGAUUCUUCAAAAAAAAUGGAAAAUAACAAUUUUUGUUUUUGGAAUAUGGAAAAUGAAACAUAUAUAACAAAACCUCUAUAUGCAAGUCAGCUAAAAAAAAAAAGUUAUACAUUAUUAGACGAAUCUGAAGAAAUGGUUAAACAUUUUUCACUAAAUAAAUAUUCAAUAAAAUUUGUUCCUAGGCAUUUACUUUAUUCUGUAAGCCAAGUAGUAUCGAGAUCAUUUUUCGACCCUUUAUAUAGAAAGCAAUUAUUUUUUUAA